AUGGAGAGAUGGAGGAAGCUCCACGGAAGACGCCUGGACCACGAAGAGAGAGCUCGCAAGAAGGAGGCGCGUGAGGGUCACAAGGCCUCCAAGGAUGCGCAGAACCUGCGCGGCCUCCGGGCCAAGCUUCACGCGAAGAAGCGCCACAACGAGAAGAUCCAGAUGCGCAAGCAGAUCAAGGCCCACGAAGAGCGCAACAUCAAGACGAACGACGAGAAGGAGCCCAGCGAGCCCAUGCCUGCCUACCUGCUUGACCGUAGCAACCCGAACAACGCCAAGGCGAUCUCGUCGCAAAUCAAGAACAAGCGUGCUGAGAAGGCGGCAAGAGUAUGGGAUUCCUUUGCUGUGCCUCUGCCCAAGGUUAAGGGUAUCAGUGAGGAGGAGAUGUUCAAGGUCAUCUCCACCGGCAAGAAGACACACAAGAAGUCGUGGAAGCGCAUGAUCACCAAGCCCACUUUCGUCGGACCCAAUUUCACAAGAAGAGACCCGAAACACGAGCGCUUCAUUCGCCCAAUGGGACUGAGAUACAAGCAUGCUCACGUUACGCAUCCCGAGCUUGGAGUCACGGUCAAGCUGCCCAUUAUCGGCGUAAAGAAGAACCCUCAGAACCCGUUGUAUACCAACCUGGGAGUUUUGACCAAGGGUACCAUUAUCGAGGUCAAUGUCAGCGAGUUGGGUCUUACGACAACCGCUGGAAAGGUUGUAUGGGGACGUUACUGUCAAAUCACGAAUAACCGUACGAAAAGCCCAUUGGUAACCUGA
Molecule: messenger RNA, 762 nt
Organism: Colletotrichum spaethianum
Lineage: Eukaryota; Fungi; Ascomycota; Sordariomycetes; Glomerellales; Glomerellaceae
Product: ribosome biogenesis protein RLP24
Exons: 5
Coding region: 1-762 (253 amino acids)
Biological process (GO): maturation of 5.8S rRNA; maturation of LSU-rRNA
Cellular component (GO): preribosome, large subunit precursor; nucleolus
Source: RefSeq, a predicted model, not a curated record